Messenger RNA from Aspergillus uvarum CBS 121591, 892 nucleotides. Its product is annotated as ATP-dependent Clp protease proteolytic subunit. The transcript has 4 exons. Gene Ontology annotation, biological process: protein quality control for misfolded or incompletely synthesized proteins. Lineage: Eukaryota; Fungi; Ascomycota; Eurotiomycetes; Eurotiales; Aspergillaceae. Gene Ontology annotation, cellular component: endopeptidase Clp complex. Bases 86 to 892 code for a protein of 268 amino acids. Gene Ontology annotation, molecular function: ATP-dependent peptidase activity; serine-type endopeptidase activity; ATPase binding. The record is from RefSeq and is a predicted model, not a curated record.
UCUCCGACCAUCACCACUGCACCUUUCCUCCUCAUCCUUGCCAGAUCCUCCUACGCGCUCUGGAUUCACAAGCAAUAGCUUCAGAAUGAAUCCAUCUCGCCCCCUGCAGCGAGCGAGCCGCAUAUUCAGCCGCCCGUCGGCCGUUCCGGCCCUGUCGCGGAGCUUCACCAGCUCCAUCCCGUCGCUAUCAUCCCUACCAGCUUCAUCGACGGCCCGACCUGCGCGAGGAUGGACGCCCACGCCGUUCAUCACCGAGACGGUGGGCGGAGGCUGGCACACAUAUGACAUCUUCUCCCGCCUCCUCAAAGAGCGCAUCAUCUGCCUGAACGGCGAAGUCGACGAAACCAUGUCCGCGUCCAUCGUCGCCCAACUCCUCUUCCUGGAAGCCGAUAACCCCCAAAAACCCAUUCACCUGUACAUCAACUCCCCCGGAGGAUCGGUCACGGCCGGCCUAGCAAUUUACGACACAAUGACCUACAUCGCCAGCCCGGUCUCGACGAUUUGCGUCGGCCAGGCCGCAUCCAUGGGCUCCCUGCUUCUGUGCGGCGGCCACCCGGGCAAACGGUACUGCCUGCCGCACUCGUCGAUCAUGAUCCACCAACCCUCCGGCGGAUACUUCGGGCAGGCCAGCGACAUCGCGAUCCACGCCAAGGAGAUCCUGCGCGUGCGCAGCCAGCUCAACAAGAUCUACCAGCGGCAUUUGACGGGCAAGAAGGUGCUGUCGCUGGAUGAGAUUGAGAAGCUCAUGGAGCGGGAUUACUUCAUGGGGGCGAAGGAGGCGUUGGAGAUGGGGAUUGUGGAUGAGAUUUUGGAUCGGAGGCCGGGCGUUAAGGAAGGUGGGGGUGGAGGUGGGGAGGCGAAGGGGACGGAUUCGGAUGGUGGGGAGGAGUAG